AUGGCCGCCGAAACUUACGGACACCGACUUAUCUACGAGAAAGACAUGUUCGCGUCUGACGUGAUGCUUGAGUAUUCGACUGAGGAGUGCUAUUUGUCCUGGCCGAGGUCUCCCGACUCCGGAAGGUCAAGCCUGGAGCCCACACCUUCAAUUGAUGGCAGUAUCAAUCAAGAUUCUUCACAUAUCGCGUAUAGAGGAUUAUCGCACGAUGUUUUGGAAGACAGUGCUGAAGAUAACGAGGUUUUGGAGUCAGGGAAGAGGCGCGGGCGUGCCACCAGUGCUGCAGUGUUGAGGAGGAGGCGCCUCGCUGCUAAUGCGAGGGAAAGGCGAAGGAUGCAGAACCUAAACAAGGCAUUCGACAGGCUACGAGGUCACCUGCCUUCUUUGGGCGCUGAUCGUCAGCUGUCGAAGUACGAAACCCUGCAAAUGGCUCAGACCUACAUAUCAGCCCUGUACGAACUCCUACAGUAA
This is a messenger RNA of Helicoverpa zea (corn earworm), 471 nucleotides long. Its product is annotated as protein atonal-like. Lineage: Eukaryota; Metazoa; Arthropoda; Insecta; Lepidoptera; Noctuidae. The transcript has a single exon. Bases 1 to 471 code for a protein of 156 amino acids. The record is from RefSeq and is a predicted model, not a curated record. Gene Ontology annotation, molecular function: protein dimerization activity.